AAGAGACCUCUCCGGCACACCAGCAGCCCCUCUGUCGCACUUUGGGAUUUAUCUCGCUUUUUCUCUCAUACCCCCGGCUUUGUUCUGCAUUUAGACACAUUAUCUCCCUUUGCAUCGUCGAAAUGGCAACACGAAUUGACAAAGAGGCUUGCAGAGAGGCAUACAAUCUGGUGCGAGACGACAGCUCAGGUAUAUGCUGGGCAUGUUUUAAGUAUGACGGAUCUACAAUUGUACCAGGCGGGCAUGGGUCCGACUAUGAAGAAUUCAAGAGCCAGUGUACAGUGGACUCCCGUGUGUUUGGUUUUGUGAGGAUAAUGACGGGUGACGCCAUGAGCAAGCGUUCUAAGUUCACCUUCAUCACCUGGAUUGGUGAGAACAUCACCGGCCUGCAGAGAGCCAAGAUCAGCACCGACAAGGCACUGGUCAAAGAUGCCGUGCCGACCUUUGCCAAGGAGUUUAUGAUCAGCGACCCCAAAGAGCUGGAGGAAGAAUACCUACGUACUGAGCUCAAGAAAGCUGGCGGCGCCAACUAUGAUGCCCAGGCUGAAUAAAACUUGGGGAUGGGUUUCCACUGGGUUGAAUGACAUACACACACACACAAACAUACACACACAGGGCAAAUAUCCAUACCUCAUUUUUCUCGUCAGUCUGGCUACGGUUGAUUUAUCUACUGUACUGUGCAUCAUCUCAGUGCUAUAGUGCUCUCAUCUCUUUUCUUCAGGGGCGUUUUGUAAGUCUUUUCUGAGAAUGCUCUUUCGGUUCAUCACUGUGAUAUGCUUUCAGAAUCACUGGAGAGCAUACGAGUCCAGCGUUGUUUUCUAAAGGGGGUUCUUGUGAAUCGGAUUCCUCCAAAACAGACCACUGUGUUUACGGUCUUGAUCUUCUAUAGAGAGCAAGACAUUGUGGAAUGUGUGCAUUUGUGUAUGUGUGCGUUUGCAGACACUGUACUGUGAUUGGCUGACUUGCAUGCAAGGGGGUGGGGCUUUAAAUGAAUCCCGUAGCCCCGAUUGGCUGUUUCGCUAUCUCUCCACCUCACCGAUGAAAAGCCAUUUCUAUGGUGUAGCCUUCAUACUGGUUUAAAUUAAAAUAUCCAAGAAUGUCAUAUUUUGAUGUUGUUUUUGUUUGUUUUUUUACAAGUAGCUUAUAUUUACAUGAAUAAAUACAACCUGUGGUUCUUCCUUUAAAGUAACUCCGGAGACGAGACAAGAAAUAAGAUGGUCACAAAAGCAAUCAUGUCCGAAUAAAAAUUGUUUUUUUCCAA
Molecule: messenger RNA, 1261 nt
Organism: Danio rerio (zebrafish)
Lineage: Eukaryota; Metazoa; Chordata; Actinopteri; Cypriniformes; Danionidae
Gene: cotl1
Product: coactosin-like F-actin binding protein 1
Cellular component (GO): cytoskeleton
Molecular function (GO): actin binding
Source: RefSeq, marked provisional